CAGUCGCAGUCGCAUUUCUAAUUGCAUUGUGCCUGCGAUCGGUUAGAUUAUUCCACAGAAGCUUAGUUAGCCGGACGUCUAGAUACUGACCACUGGUCACGUCGUGAAAAAUGUCGCAGAUGGUGCAGCUGGACGCCCUGGUGAUGGCCAUGGCCUGCCUCUCCACCACGCCAGUGAACCUGGGUGGCGGCCUGGUAGUGCCUCCUUCGCUGGAAAACGUGACCUCCAGUAGCUGCCCUGCCGAUUCCGUCAGCGCCCUGACGACCCGCAUCCAGUCCUUGGCCAGAGAGAUCGACGAGUUCAAGCAGAAGAUCGGCGGCCUCCAGGAGCAGCUAGUGGACCUGCGGAGACUGGGAGCCUCCCCGUCGGUGGCCCUCUCAGCGAGCACGCCCAACCUUUUGGGCUCCCGAUUCUUGAGCCUCGAGCCGCAGCUCCUGGGCGAAGGAGGAGCAGUGGUCGCCGGGGGUGGGGUACCUGCCACGCCGGCGAACUGCGUGAAGCAGCAGCAUGGAGUAACCCGUAUCCGACCUCGCGCCAACGUGGAGCCCUUCUUCGUCUUCUGCGACCAGAAGGAGCGGGGUGGGGGCUGGACGGUGGUGGUGAACCGGAAAGACGGCACCGAGGACUUCAACCGAAACUGGGGCGACUACAAGAUCGGCUUCGGCCAGCUCACCACCGAGUUCUUCAUCGGCUUGGAAAAGCUCCACCAGAUCACCAGCAGCGACAACUACGAGCUCCUCGUGCAGCUCCAGAACAGGAAACAGGAGCUGCGCUACGCCCACUACGAUCACUUCAGCAUCGGCAGCGAGUCGGAGCAGUACAGGUUGAAUGUCCUGGGCAAGUACCAGGGCGACGCCGCCGAUGCCCUGCGCCAGCACACUGGAAAAAAGUUCAGCACUCAGGACCGGGACAAUGACGAGAGCGAGUCGAACUGCGCGGCGGCCCAAUCGGGGGCCUUCUGGUACGGCGCCAGCUGCAAUCUCAGCAACCCGUUCGGGCUGUACCAGCGUCUUUUGGAGCGGGACGUCGACGGCUUUAAGGGCAUCCUGUGGAGGGGAUUCCUGGACGGACCCAAGGGCUCCCUGAAGUUUGUCCGAAUGCUGGUGCGUCCCCGCAGUGGGUCAUGAUUAGGAUAACGACUUGAAGUCACUUACGUUAAAUAAAUUGAAUGUAAUGCAACAAAAAAACAAUAAAUUCUAUGGAGUCUGCCUUUUGGCAGUUUGGCUUAGA
Messenger RNA from Drosophila ananassae, 1230 nucleotides. RefSeq names its product fibrinogen-like protein A. The transcript is spliced from 4 exons. The record is from RefSeq and is a predicted model, not a curated record. Bases 111 to 1127 code for a protein of 338 amino acids. NCBI's taxonomy places the organism in Eukaryota, Metazoa, Arthropoda, Insecta, Diptera, Drosophilidae.